UCUCUCAACCCCACACUCUUCCUCCUCUUCACUUUCUCUCUCUCCCUCUCUUCUCACACCUCCCUCUCUGCUCACUCAUUCCUCUCCUCUCGUCCCGUUGCUUUUCCCAGCCGCCUCUUCUGACUCAGUGUCUGUUUGGUUCUUCUGAGCUUCACUGGUCAUUCCUACUCAUCCAUACGCCAGCGCUCCUCUCCUUUCCUUUGGAUAUCUCCAACCAUGAGCCCAGGAGCUCCACAGACGGAGAAGAAGGCGAAGCAGUCUCUGGGUGGGAGUGCGGGACAUGGCAGCACUGACCAUGGACUUGCAGACUUCAGACUAGGAGAAUCUCAGGAACCUCCACCACUGAAGAACUACAUCUUCCUCACCAUCUUCACCUGCUUCUGUCCAGCAUGGCCCAUCAACAUCGUGGCCCUGGUCUUCUCUGUGAUGUCCCAGAGUAGUUAUGAUGAUGAAGACUAUGAUGGUGCCCAGCGCCUGGGUAGGAAGGCUCUGCACAUGGGCAUAGCCUCCAUGAUCAUUGGCAUCAUCAUCAUCAUCAUAUUCACCAUCGUCCAUUUCACAACGAACGCAAUAUGAAACAACUGGGAGAAAGCAUCCAAGCCAAAAACAUCAGACGAACUAACACACAAAGACAUACAGUAUAUCCUGGAGGAGUAACUAUUCUCAACAAAGGAAUCGAUGCCUACGGACACAUCAGAGAGACUGGACCCACACACUGGGGCAGGCUUGGUCUCCCUCCCUCCCUCUCUCUCUCUCUCUCUCUCUCUCUCUCUCUCUCCCUUUUUCCCAUGCCCCUCUUUCUGCCUGCUACAAAGAGAGACUGUGGGCAGGCUCUGUCUUAUUUUUAACAUUCAGCUCAGUACCAUUUCCAGCUCGUCCCUCUGCGACUCCAACUGAGCGAGGGAAGCACUGACAGAUCUCGGUAAACUCACGCCCCAGCUGAGGCUACCAGGUCAACAGAGGUGCCGUACAUAUGAGGACGAUGUACUCUUUUUCACAGAUGGUCUUACCUCUUACCGCUAUACCCUUUUCUCCAUACCCAGUGAUCCCCCACACUUUAUCUCAUCAUCUCAUAUGUGGUUUCAUGAACCUUACCAGCGAAGUCAAGUCAUAGCUGUGUUUGAAACACUACAUUAAAAACAUAUGAUGUUUCCCCAAAAAGAAAUAUAAUCAUCCUUCCAAAAGAAGUGCAAUAUUCAAUCAACUUGAAAUGUGUCAAAUGACAGCAGUCCCAUUUCCAGGUCUUGAACAUCACAAUAUACAUAACACACAAAACAUGCUUUAGUGUUCACCAGCAUUGAAUCCUAUGUGUCAGCACGAACAGAAUGCACGCAUGAAAGCUGAUGUCUGUAAACAUUCACUUUUUUAAGUUCACCUUUUUUAUAUAUCAAGUACCAUGGAGCUCCUCUAUAUCUCAGUUCAGCUCAUCAGCCGAGAACUAACAAGGUCCUAGUGCACUUUGGAUAACAAUGCAAUUGUGAACCUAGAAUCAAAAAGCUACCAUGAAAUGUAUUAUCAUGUCAUAUGUUGUAUUAUUUUUUUAUAAAUAGUAUAAUGCUUCAAGUUUGCACCCAAUUACAUUAUGGCAUAUUACAGUUUUUCUUGAUUGCUUUGACUUGCUUAAAUCCACUUGGUCUUCAUUAAUAAUACCUUCUUUGCACAGCAGAAGUCAUCUCUUGCAAAUGUGCUCACACAUUUUCAUUGGGUUCACACAAUUCUCACACCCUUUUGCAAAACAGUUAACACAGAUGUCAUUCAAAGGCCCCAAAUUCAAACUACUGAUUUCCCUUUGCUAAACAAAAGGAAAACAUCUAUUCACAGGUCAUGUCAGAGUGGACACAAGCAUCAAAUCGAUUAAGAAAAACUGUAUUUGGUGCCAAACAAAUGCAAAUUUUGAGGUCUUGGAACCAGAGGGGAGUAAGUGACAAGUAUACUGUAUAUCACAAUUUCACCAAACAUGUCACUUAUGCCCCUCUUGUUCUCACCUUGAUUUGAGGUUGUCAGGUAGACUAGACCUUGUUAAUUCUUGGCUGAUACUGUGUCUUCAGAUAACAGUGAUUUACAAUUUAAGAGAAGCUCUACAACAUGCUGGUAUACUUAUACUAAUUUUGUCCUUUGAUAUGCAUUAUUAUGGUAAUACAUUUCUAUUGGCUUUUGUACAUUUUGAUUGUUUGCCUUUCUAUAAACCUUGUACAUAGUGAUGGAUUUUAAUAAAUAUAUUA
This is a messenger RNA of Sardina pilchardus (European sardine), 2222 nucleotides long. Its product is annotated as transmembrane protein 233. The record is from RefSeq and is a predicted model, not a curated record. The transcript has 3 exons. Bases 217 to 576 code for a protein of 119 amino acids. Gene Ontology annotation, cellular component: membrane. Lineage: Eukaryota; Metazoa; Chordata; Actinopteri; Clupeiformes; Clupeidae.